AGUCAGGGACCUUCAACUGUUUUUUUUGUUUACAACCAAGCUGACUGGACGUUAAGUGUCAGACGCCCCGUAACUUUCUUUUCGAACUCAUUUAAAAAUUUUAAGAAGUCACCGUGUAUUGAACCUAUUAAAAUAUGGACGACUUCAAUGCCAAGAAAUCCAGAGCUAGCAAGAUGCGGCAAGAUAAGUAUCGAGAUCGUCCUAAAAAGCCAGUAGACAGUGGUUCCAAGGGAGGUAAGGGAGAUUCAAAGGAAGUUAAACAAGACAAAACUUUUCAGCAAACAGAUGUCAGUGAAGUACAAACAACUAAAAAUAUUGCUCUUGCUGAAGAGAAUGUGCCCUCAUUUUCUAAACGUAAGCUGGUUAGUAAUUGGGACAGGUAUGAGGAACCUGUGCAUGUUGGUCGAUUUGAAGAGGAUGUUGAUGCCAUUGGUGCUCAUUUUGAAGAACUACUGUCAGUGCCAAUUUCUGGUGGUCAUCUAAAGAUGAAGCAUGAGCAUGAAUGGGAGAAAGAAAAGUCUGAACUUCAAAUGCCAUGGUUUCAACUUAACAUUCAAGGAGUUGAACAAAAUCUGUCAACAAUAUCUUUUUGUAAACGGCAGAAUCUACCUCAAAAUAUAUUUUCUGAAAACCAGCUUCAACGAAUGGUAGUAAGAGCAAAACGCAAUGCCACUUCACUGGCUGAAGUGAAUGCCAGCAUUUUAAAGGUGCAAAAUCUGCAUGUGGGGAACAGUGUUAGUAAUCAAGUAGACAUCAAAGAUAAAUCUAUUCUAAAAGAUCCAUCUGUCAUUGACAUUAAACGCCCCCUUCAUCAUAUGGAAUUUCCGGAAGUUAAAGAGAGUGACAAUUUGGAAAAUCAGGACUUAGAUGAUAUUCUGGCUUUACAUGAGAGCUCUUCUAAUUCAAGUUUAAUGACAACAAUCAAACCUACAGUAGAGGUUCCCAGCAAAGAAGAAGCUGAUUCAUCAAAUAUCAUAAAGGAAAUACCAACUUUGGCGCCAUCUGAUACAUCUGUCAACACUACAAACACAACUCAACCUACAGUCUCAUUAGACGAUUGGUUGGAUUCAAUUCUUGAUGAUUAAAAUCAAUUUCAUCAAUCCAUGUUCUUACUGUAUACUCAAAGGUAUUUUGUUAUGAUUCAAAUAUAAAAGUUUAUUUUUCAAAUCUGA
Messenger RNA from Frankliniella occidentalis (western flower thrips), 1172 nucleotides. RefSeq lists its product as uncharacterized. The coding region runs from base 135 to 1085 and encodes 316 amino acids. Gene Ontology annotation, biological process: negative regulation of G2/M transition of mitotic cell cycle. NCBI's taxonomy places the organism in Eukaryota, Metazoa, Arthropoda, Insecta, Thysanoptera, Thripidae. The record is from RefSeq and is a predicted model, not a curated record. The transcript is spliced from 6 exons.